Messenger RNA from Schistosoma margrebowiei, 1214 nucleotides. The record is from the annotation of a GenBank genome assembly. Lineage: Eukaryota; Metazoa; Platyhelminthes; Trematoda; Strigeidida; Schistosomatidae.
CCGCGUAAUUUCAAUUUCAAAUAUAUCUCUGUUGUGCUCGCACGCCGUGUUCUCACUUGAGUGGCAUCUGCCAGUCCUGAUUGUUGUGUUGUGUUUCAGAUCGCUCCUGCCUGCAAGUAAACGAUAAUAAUCCGUGCUACAAGUGGUGAUGGAGGUGUCUAUGUCAAAACAUGAUGAACCCCCAACCAUCCCAGGCAAGUUAACAGUCAACACAACCCCUCGCCAACCGCCACUGUUAGGAGUCUCAUCAGACUAUGAUAUCUGGAAAAUCAGAGUAAUGACGUGCCUACGUCGAGUUCCAACAUCGGAACACUUCGACUAUCUUCUGUCUUACCUAGAUGACGAAGCAGCCAAACGAGCGACAGCUAACGGCUUUACUGCGUGCAAUUCACCACCUCAAAAUUGGAAGAUUUUAGAUGAAUGUUUUUCUUUGAAGGUGGACACCCAGCAGACAGCCAUCCAAUUUUUAUCUCGCCACCAGAAACCUCAUGAAAGCCCCAUUGACUAUCUCCACUCAUUACAACAGAUAGCAACCCAGGCAUUCCCUAGCCUGGACAUCUUAGGGCGAGAAGAAAUCACACGCUCCCGUUUUAUUGAAGGACUGUUGCCAGGUGCAUUGCGAGAACAUCUACUUCGAGUGCCACCGGCUGACACAGCCGACUUGAAACGAACGGCACUUCGAUUUUUGACUGCUGAAAGACUGUCAGUUCCAGUGGCGACCUAUCGACCAACCGUGAUGACUGUCGACGAAGCCACCGAACCUAAUCGACAAGAUAGUUUUCAAAGUGCCGCGGCUAUUAGAGAGUUCCGUGACCGGAAUAAUAGACGAGGGCAGCCGACUUCCACAUGGAACGGACGGUCGUCAAGGGACAACUACCGAGACCAGCAAACAGAAUGCUUCUACUGCAGACGUUUCGGCAAAAAUGCCAAGAAAUGCGGGCAUAACCGCGUGAGAGACAGAGGACAACAGAAAGUGAACGUAUUAGAAGAAGAAGAACAAAGCUUGCGCAAACUAAACCUGCUGGAUGAUGAGUAAAACUAUUUUGUAAUAGACUUCUCUUUUUGUACUAAAACCGCGUAAUUUCAAUUUCAAAUAUAUCUCUGUUGUGCUCGCACGCCGUGUUCUCACUUGAGUGGCAUCUGCCAGUCCUGAUUGUUGUGUUGUGUUUCAGAUCGCUCCUGCCUGCAAGUAAACGAUAAUAAUCCGUGCUACA